AUGAAGCUGAUACUUGCCGCGUUUGGGAUAUUUUUGUGCUCGACGCACGUUCACGCCGACAACCCAUUCCUCCCGGUUUCCGAUAACUCAUCAGAGGAGAUCCCCUCCACUCCGCAACCUUCUCCACCUCCUUCACCUCCAUUUUCACUUUCACAACCACUUGCAUCAACCCAGAACCAACCCCGACUUGUAAUCAGAGAAAAAACGGUGAUCGAAAGAAGACCAGGAGUGAGUGGAAGACCGUCUUCAUUUCAAUCUCAUCCAAUCAUCAUCAAUCAAGUAACGCAAGCUGAUGGAUCACAACCAAGCCCCAUUGCUGUCUUUGUUGAUGAGCAACGAGAAAAGGAAAGAAUCGCUCUUAUUCCAACACCACUUCUCGCACAGAACAAUGGUGAUGCCAAUGAUAAUGAUAAUGGCAAUGGAUCCACUCAAAACAGCCAAACGAGUUUCCAGGAGGAUCAACAAUCACCGGAUCAACAAAAUUCUGGUUCAAUCACUACUUUCACUUCGGGAUUCAAUGCUCGGGGAGAGUCGAUUCUUAUUGCAAAUGGGCCAUUACCAGAAGAUGGAGUUCCGGUGUUGGUGAAAACGUCGACCGGUUUUGCGACAGUGAUUUUGAAACCGGUGGAUCAAACAGGCUCUCAAUCAAUGAAUCAACAAGUCCAAGGGCAACAGGAACAGCAAGAUCAGCAAGAUCAACUUGAUCAACAAGACCAACUUGGUCAACAAGACCAACAAGAUCAACAAGACCAACUUGAUCAACAAGAUGAUCAAAGUCAAAAAAGUCAACAAAUGUCGCCGUUGAAUCAGAAUGUUUUCGGGGAAUUCGGGGACUCUUUCGAGCGAGAAAUGCGGCAACGAGCACUCACCCGGGGUGAACGACCAACCAAUUUCCUUAAGAUCUCCGGUGAUGGGAAAUAUGUGAAAAUCAAUGGCAAGACGAAAGAGGAAUCGCUUUUGAAAAACUUUGAUACGAUGGAAAACAGCAAUGAGGAUGAUGACGAGAAACCAAUUUGGGAUCCAGCUGCUGGCAUAAAGGCAACCAAAGGGAAGACUUUUGAAGAGCAGCAGAGAAUUGUAAGUUCAGCUGAAAAGGCACAAUCUUCAAUACUUACAAGACAU
Molecule: messenger RNA, 1122 nt
Organism: Mesorhabditis belari
Lineage: Eukaryota; Metazoa; Nematoda; Chromadorea; Rhabditida; Rhabditidae
Source: the annotation of a GenBank genome assembly